AUUACCAUCGAAGGACGAGACGAGUUUAACUUUGUGAUUUUCAGCUGCAAUUGUUUUAAGGAAACAUGCAGGCUCCUGACAAUGGAUGGGAGAAGACGCGGCGGCGCAUAUUCUGGGACUUCCUGGAGAACCCUCGGUUCGAACUAUCACCUAUACCUGAAGAGGACCCCGCGUCGCCGGACACGGACACGGACAGCAGCUUGCCGGACCUGAUCGUGGAGCCGGAGCCGGACCGGCAUGACCACCCGCCGUCCUUCUACGUCGGUCUAUCACCUAUACCUGAAGCGGACCGCGCGUCGCCGGACACGGACACGGACACGGACAGCAGCUUGCCGGACCUGAUCGUGGAGCCGGAGCCGGACCGGCACGACGACCCGCCGUCCUUCUACGUCGAUCUAGAACGACGGAUGAAGCGGUACUAUCGCCAGCUCUUUCAUCCAGGUAAGUCAUGA
Messenger RNA from Cydia strobilella, 452 nucleotides. RefSeq lists its product as uncharacterized. Lineage: Eukaryota; Metazoa; Arthropoda; Insecta; Lepidoptera; Tortricidae. The transcript is spliced from 2 exons. The record is from RefSeq and is a predicted model, not a curated record. The coding region runs from base 66 to 452 and encodes 128 amino acids.